AAAAGUACUACACUACUUUAUACGGGAGCGUGGGACGUAAGAGUUCCAUUGCGUGAUCACAUGGUAGUGUUGUGACGUUAUCAAGUUAUCCUUCGUCCUCAGCGGGCUGCUACAGCAGAGGCGAGUGGUGCUGAGCCCUAUGACAUCACGCGCUGGCGUUAUAACAUCACCUUGCGAGGUUGCUGCGAAGAAAGUAUGACAUCAUUGCAUCACGUUUGGCUUCGUGGAACCAUGACGUCACCCUGCGGAGGACGGAAGUGACUCUAAAGGCGGGGGUGUUGUUUAAGGGAACACCCUCCACCUCGAACAGUCUCCAAGGCGGGUGGGUGGAUGGCGGGAAUGAAGGCUAACCGAAGGGACUAUUUCCUUUUCUUUUUCCAGCGGAGGAAUUUUUUAAUGGUUCCAUCAGCGCGAGGAGCGGAGGGAUAUGACGCUGUGGGAGGAGUUGCGUGCCGUGCGCAGAGACGAAGGGGAUCCGGCAGAGGCUGCUAGAGGGAGAGGGAGAGUCGGGGGCAGCGGCGGAGACGGAGCAGGGAGGGGGCAAAGGACGGCGAGCCGAAGGGGCCCCCCACCCAGGCGCGAGGGGGACGGGAGCGCAACGUGAGCCCGCCUGCCGGCCUCCCUCCCUGCGGCCGGACCCUGCCAGCCACCCAGCCAGCCACCCCUCCCCCAUCCUUACUCACCUCACCGCUUCGGCCAAUCAGCUGUGGGGGGGCCGCGACGAUAGCGGAGGGUACCAGCCUCGCAGCCAAUCAGCGUCAGGGGCUCGCGGGGCCGCUUGCCGCGAGCCUGGACGAAGGCGAAAAGGUGGGGUGAGUUGAAAAGCACCCUCAACGGCCGGCGCUCUUAAAGGUACAGCUUGGGGGGGCCCGCGAGAAGAGGGGGCACUUUCAGCCGGAGGACAACAACCCCCCCAACCGUCAGCUCCUGUCAAUGGAUUUAAAGGGAGCUCGGCCCUCUUAAAGGGGAGUUCUUCUCGGGCCCUCAUUGUGGCUAAGAGGGAGGGGUGGCCCUUAAAGGUGAAAUUUGGGUUUCUCCGGAGGACCUUGAACGCUGGGUCCUUAAAGGGCCGUGCAAGCUGACAAGGAGGAAAAAGAAAUGUUUGGAGGGCUUUUAAUUCCGGUUGCUGAGAGAGUCGAUGUCUGACAAGGGAGAACUUUAAAUCCACAUUCUUAAAGGGGAGGCCAUGCUUUGGCAGGAAAUGUGUGGCGGACUCAAAAUCGAACACUCUUAAAGGGGAAAUCGAGACCCUUAAAGGCAAGGUCACACCCUGUGGGAGGAAUCCGGGAGGCCUCUUCUUCACGGACGGUGGUUCGCGAGGAGGAGGAAGAAAGUGUUGCUUCCCGGGAAAGCAGAAGAGGAAGAAGAGAUGGCCCCGCGGAGCCGCUUCCCGAGCGGGGAGCCCUCGGCCGAGCGGAGGAAGUGAGUUGCCCUCUGGGCGGAAGCCGCUUGCCAUUGUUGGCAGGAGCCACCUCCGCAGUUUAAAGGGGGCUGGCAGUUCCGUCGGGGGGCGAACCCCGAAUUCCCCUGAGGGAAAGUCGAAAGUGACAGUUUCGUGGUUCAUCUUCGAAAAAAACCACACAGAUAGGCACUUAAAGCAAAGGCUUCCUUCAACCUGCAAGAAAGUUGCCAUGCGCUGGGGUUUGUUUUAAAAUUGGAUUUAACAAACAAACAAACAAAUAUAUAUAUAUAUUUAAAGGCACACUGUGUCGCAGUUGGAGGGAUGUAAAACCCUUGUCCAAGGCGAGGGUGUUUUGACAGAUUUCCUUCCCCACCCAAACAGGAGGCUCCAUGUUAGAGAGAGAUCUCUGUGCGCCGGCAGGGGCUGAUUUUGUGUAAAGGAGGAAAACGUUAGUGGGUCACCUUCCACUUUUUAGAGUUCUAUGUUGAAAGUAUUUAAUUCCUUUUAAUUUAAUGGUCUUGCCUUUAAGACAAAGACCAAAAACAAACAGAAAAAAACAGAAGCUGCCAUCCCUGUCACUUGAGAGGGAAUUAAACUUGAAUGAAAGGAGAGUUGCUUUGACUUUCCCAGAGCAAAGAGGAUCCUCUUGUGUUGAGUAGGCUCUCUAAAUGUAAAUCAAGGAAAGGUUGCUGACAACUGUAAGGUGUAAAAGCCCAGGAUUUUUUUGUUUUGGCGACAAAAUACAAAACCCCCUUUUUUAGGGAAAAGAAGAGGGGAGCCUUGUUCUUGCUUUUCCAAGUGGCAUCUGCGGAAGAACAAGGGCUCAGUUGAGAGCAGCUGCAAUGCAACUGGCUGGGGAAGGGUGAAGAGUGCCCCCCCCACCUCCUUGCGUGUCUGCAGUAUCCACAGGACACAACACGACACAUUCUCUGUACCUCAAGGGGGGAACCAUGGAAGGAACAGCGGCAGCUCCUGCCCCAUGCUGGAGUGGGGGAGGAGGCAGCAGUAGCCGAACACGGAGGCAGCGGCGUUGUUCACGGCGGGACCGUGAGAGCCGCUGCACUCGCCGCCGGGGAAGCCGUCCUGGGGAUGGAUCUCGUCGUGGGCUCUUGUCGUCUUCAUCUUCAGGAUCGGACAGUGAAGGCCCCUCCCCACCUGCUCCUGUGGCACCUGGAAAAGGCCACUCCCUGCAGAAGCACCAGCAGCAGCGUCGAAGGCGCCGGCCCCUCCGGCGGCGGAAGAGACCCUCUGGAUCGUCCUGCAGCCGCGAUGAGGAGGAGGAGGAAGAGGAGGAGGAGGAUCUCAUUGAUGGCUUUGCCAUUGCCAGCUUUGUCAGCCUUGAGGCACUUGAGGAUGCUACCUUGAAGACCCCAGAGCGGCUGGAGCUUCGGAUGAAGCAUUCUGGAAAGAGAAAACGGGGAGAGGGGAACAACUCUGAUCCUGAAGAUGAGGAUGGGAGCUCGGAGAAGGGUCGCAGCCGGGAGAGAGCAGUGAGGAAACGUACCAAGAAGCGGCACAAAGAGCCUUCUCUCCAAUCCUACCUGGAAACUGGAUAUAUAUGUGAUACAGAAAGUGACCCAGAGGAGCAGGCCUCCGUUGAUGACCUCGAACAGUCAUUCACUGUCUCAACCAGCAAAGCAGCCUCGGGACCCAUUGGUGCAUUAAACGGGAGCUGUGAAGCCAAACUCUCUGUGAUCCCUAAAGUCUCUGGCCUGGAGCGGAGCCAGGAGCGUAAUUAUGAGGCAGACCGGGACCCCCUGCUAGUGCCUUUCCUGCCCAAGGAGCCCCCUUCUCAGGCAGCCGCAGCCCCUGCACCAGCUCAAGCCUUGCCCCCCAGUCCUCCUGCCCCACCUCCCACCAGGACAAGGGCUCAGACGCCUAAUGCUGUUCGCGGGACACCCCAACCCAAAGGCCAGCUGCCUCCGAUGCCUCAGGGGGGAGCCGUCCCCCACAACCUCACCCAGAGCCAGCUGCACAUGAAGGUACCGCCCUUUGCCAGUCAGACGCAAGCGCCAUACACUGUAGGGCUGGAUCUCAGCACCGGAGGGUGCAGCCGCGGCGCAGCUCACCCCAAGCCCAUUCUCCCACCGUGCUCCCCCUCUUCCUCUCAGCUCCCUCACCGGCCCUCCACCCCCUCGCUGGCCCUGCCUCCCCACGCCUUUCCGCCCACCCUUCGGCCCCCUUCCCACCACCACCCAGGCAUGUUCACCCCCUCGCCUGGCCUCCCACCGCCACCCCCGCUGCUUCAAGUUGCCGGGCACCCAGCUGCAGCCGCUGCCAUAUCUGAACAAGAGCUAAUCCGCCAAGACCUGAGUUCGCGCUUCCUCACGGCCCAAGGCGGCGCCGACAUGGGGGCUGCCGCUAUCCGCCCGCUGGCUUUCCAGUUCCACCAACACAACCACCAGCACCAGCACACCCACCAGCACACCCACCAGCACUUCACCCCUUUCCCACCAGGCAUGGUGCCCACAGCCAGUCCAGCCAUGUAUGAGAAAUACCCUGGCAAGAUGGAUGGGCUCCUGCGGCACAAUUUUUAUGCCGCCUUCCCCCCAACCGUGUCGGGGAUCUCCCCGGUCCUGCCUCCCGCUGUGACUUUUGGCUCCCUGCAGGGGGCGUUCCAACCUAAGGUGAAGCCUCCAGACAUAGUAGACAAAUGGGCUUUUCUGUUCUUUUUAUCUUGGAAGGGGGGAAGUUCUAGAAUUCAGGGCUCCUGGGUUCCCCCUCCCCAACCUCCUGGUGGAUUUUUAGACUCCUGGGGAAUCUAUGUGAAGAGUUGGGGGGAGCAGAGUAUGUGGAUGCGGGGAGCCAGGGUUACUGGGGAGAAGUGGAGCCCCAAAGCUUUUGAGCAUGAAGAGCAGGUGCUUGGACUCUUGGGUUCAUCUGCUGGCUCUGGGAAAGAAGUGGGGCCGAGGGGAGCAUCCCUCGUGAUCCGGAGAGCAUGUGUGUGUGUGUGUGUGUGUGUGUGUGUGAGAGAGAGAGAGAGAGAGAGAGAGAGAGAUGUCCUGCAUGGCCUGCAUGGAGUGGCAUUCUCCCCUCGUCCUGAGGUGGACAGGGAGGCUGGGAGCCAGAGCUCCUCAAUAGCUGGGUUGGGGAGCCAGGAUUCUAUGCGGAAAACAGAGAAGGCGGAGUGCAAGAAUGGAUUUCUGACCUCUGCCAAGAGGAUUGCACGAUUCUCUGUGUGCUUGGCAGAGGGAUCUGAAUGUGGAGAGAGGAGGGUUAUCCUCAGCAGCCUGUCUCCUCUUGACCCAUUGUUUCUUCCCCAGAGUACUAACCCUGAUCUGCCAUCCCGGCUGGGGGCUGUCCCACCUACCUUGUCCCAGAAAGGCACUCAGCUCACCGAUCCCUUCAGGCCAACGCUAAGAAAGCCCGGGAAGUGGUGCGCCAUGCACGUUCGUGUAGCAUAUAUGAUCCUGCGGCACCAGGAGAAGAUGAAGGUAGGGUGGGCCUGCGCCGCCUCCCCCCUCCGCCUGCGUACAGUGAUGGGGUGUGGCGCAGCUCCUGCUGGUAGCCGCCAGAGGGUCGCUGCAAGCAACGGGAGAAGCUUCUCCCAUUCUGCUCUUCUGAUGUCUGUGUUGGACCCUGGAUCCAAGGCGGGGUCUCUGGUGCAGGGUGACCCCCAGAAAUUAGACUUCCGGAACGACCUUCUCACCGGUUUGCCUGGUACAGGAGCCUUUGGCAGCUUGCCUCACAGCCAGGAACUGGCACGCCCAGCCACUCUCUUCACAGCCUCAGGUGCCAUCCACCACCCAGGCAGUGGCACAUCAUUUGGUCCUGCCGGCACCCCUCAUGGCUCCUUCCUCAGCCCCAGCCCCCACAUUGGUAAGAGCUGGCGCACCAGAAUGCCAGGGCCGGUGGGGCAGGACCCAGCAUCUUCCGUACGAUUGUUCACUCCUCUGCUCGCCUCUUUUCCAGAUCCCUUUGGCAGGCCCCCCAGUUUUGCCUCCCUCGGGGCGCUCUCCAAUGGGGCUUUUGGGGGCCUGGGCAACCCAUCUUUCAACUCGAGUGCUGUCUUUGGGCAGAAGGACAGUCCCGGAGCUCCAGCCUUCCCUAGCCCCCAUGAGGCAUGGAACCGCUUGCACCGCACACCCCCUUCCUUUCCCACUGCCCCAGCCUGGCCUAAAGGUGGGGCUGGAGAUGGGGCUGAGCGUGGUGGAACCCAGCAUGAGAAGGAGAGUGAGAAGCCAGAAGGGCCAGUGAUCAAGGAUGAAAAGGACAGAGAUGCCCUCUUCUCGCGCCAUCCACUGCGUGCCUCUCCAGCUACUCCCACCCCAAAGAACCUAGCAUUGACUCACGAGGAGCUCCCAGGCCGGUCACACAUCCCGGCAGAGCGUGAGCAUCGCUACGGAAGCCCGGCAGGUUCAGGCCACGCCUCCCGCUCCCCUUACCCAGAGCUGCCUCUGAAGAAGGAAGUGAAGGUCAAGGAGGAGCCUGAGUUGACGGGCUUCGAGGGGGCGCUACGCACAGGGCCUCCCUUCCACAGCACCCUGCAUGUUUCCCACCCCCUGGGGACGCUGGCUGUGUUUGAGAGACCCCAGGCCGGAACUGGUGGAAGCGUCUCCCCAUACUUAGUUGCUGCCCCACCCUCAGCUGCCUCCUAUGCUGCGCUUGAAGCUUGGCGCGAGCCCUAUCACCGGGGGCUGGAGCUGCACCCGCUACAGCGCCUGCCCCGCUACCUGGAGACCUCGUCGCCUGCCGCCACUGCCGCCGAGGACUACGAACGGGCCCGAUUAUAUGGCCUGGCGCCCCCACCCCACCCCAGCCUCAUGGCCUAUCCCCGCCACCCAAAUGGGCUGCUGGCAAAAGCCACCCCUGCUGCGGCUGCCGCCGCCGCAGCUGCCGCUGUAGGACUGCUGAGCGCCCCCCCGCCUCUCAUCCCUGCUUCGAAUGCUCGGCCCUGCUCUCCCCGCCGUGCUCCUGACAUCCGGGAACUGGCAGCCUACAAGGACCGGGACUCCAGAUAAUGGUGCUCUGGGACAUGUGUGCACCUGUAUCAAGCAGCUUCCCUCGUCUCCAGUGGACUGGUGGGGUCAGUGUGAGCCCUGGGCAGAGAAACCGAGCCCCCCACUCCCUUCCUGUCAGGCAGGGAUAAGAGUGCAGCCUCCUGCUGCCUUAACCUGAGGAGCACCCAGCCACCCCUCCCAGAAGGACUUUAGCCUCCUUCAGCUAUGAACCUCUUCCAAGCACAGGUUGGGGCUUAAGAGAUACGGGGUGUGAUGUCUCUGUUUUAGGGGUGUUUGUGGCGGAGGGAGGGCAGGAGUCGAGGGGCUGGUGUGCCCUCAGUUUGGGGUCCCGGUUUCUUCCCAGAUCCCUCUUCCUAACAGGUUUGUGUCUGCUUCCAGUAUUCCUGCUGGGCUGAAAUGGCUCUGGGGCGUGUUCUCCCUCAAUGGACUGAUGGGAAAGCUGCUUUCAGGGGAAGGGGGAGGGCUGUAUCUUGGGGCACCUCCCCCUGCCAGGCAGUGUAAAUAUUUAUAUAUUCUGCCCCAAGCAGGUGGGGGAAAAGGUUUUUUUGUACAUUUAUAAAAGGUUUGAGAUUGUGAUUUUAAAAGUGACUUCUCCCUCUUCUCCUAUCCUCCCCCCACAGCUCCCCUUGUUUUUACUGUACUGCUCUUUUCUAUACCUGUAUCUGCACCCUCUCCACCUCCUGGUCCCUUUCCUCCUUCUGUAAUUGAUCGGAAAGGUGCAGUGAUGAGGGUGCAAUGCACUUGUCCUGUGCCCCUUUUCUUCCCCAGGUUGGUUAAUUAAAACCCAAACUGGUGCUUCUGGAUUCCUCGGUGUGUGUGUCUUUGGAUGGAUGGCGGGGAGGAGGGCAGGAGGAAGAGGAGGGGAAAGCGCAAGACCUCUACAAUCUUUCUCACUUGAAUCCUGGGUGUUUAGCCCCAUCUGUUGGAAGCAGGACACUAUUACGGUAGAUUAAAAGUGGAGUUCUGGGAAAGGGAGGCUGGCACCCUGGAAGAGUAUAAUUUUUGUAGCCCUUUAAAAGAUAAAAGAAAGGGAACAAGACUUGGAGCCAAACUGUACACUGCUUGAUCAAGAUUCCCCCAAAAGCAUCCCAUCUCCAGAGCAAUUGUGAUGGUAUGGAAGUAGGACACUAGUUUUACAGGUGGUGAAACCCUUUGGCAUGAAGGCAGCAUCAACAGUGUUUUUGCUUUGGAAGAGAAAUGAAAGCCUCAUUUUAGUCUCUCUCUUCCCUCACCCUUUUGUUUUAGGGACAGAGUGAUAAACCAGUGCAAGUGGCUGCCUGAAAUUGAAAGUGGGUUUUCCAUUUCCCUGCCCCCACCUUUAAUCCUUCCUGCACAAGUGCUAGACUUAGAUCCCAGCAGACAAAGCCCUUUCUCCAAAGGAUGAUCCCACACACCAGAGGGCAACUUAAGAAAUGCCCAUUAAAAAGCUAACACCUGCCAGGGAGUUGGGCAAAAUGAAAUGGUCUAAGAUAUCUGCAGGACAGACUUCAUAACUCCUUUGAAGUUGGGACAAAGUAUGUUUUGGUGCCUCUCACUUUCAUUGCUAUAAGCCAUGCCAAGACACUAAGGUAAAUUUGUGCAGGUCUACAGGUAACCCCUACCAGUCAUAGCCAGAGGUUUUCCCACCCAAGUGUGGUAUCUUUGCUAGCCACUAUUGAACACUGAGCUAGAUUUGAUGCUCUGAGCAGCACUGAAAGCCCUAAGGAUUUCUCUCUCUACCCUAAAGGCUGGAUUUUCAUUACUAUGAGUUGCCCUAGUAUGAUAUAUCAUGCCAAAUGAGAGUGGAGGAGGAAGUAGGCCGUUGAUGCUGCUUGUAGCCUGGUUGGUUAUGGCAAGGGAACCAGUCUAUAAUUCACUUUCAAACCAGUAGUUGUCAGUCUUUGACACCUCUGCCACAAACACUUCCUAAUGUUGAGAAAGUACAUAAAAGGGGCAGACAUCUCCAAAUCCUGUACUAUCCUGGUAUAUUAUGAAACAGGGUUGGCAGUGUGGAAUUGUCAUUGGGGAGAUCCCCUGGCUAUCACCAGCCUGAGAUCUCCGAUUCUGGAGUUUUGCUUCACAUCCCUUCCAACUCUUUAACACCAUAGACUGUUUGGGCUUUGGUAGAAUCUGGGGGAAAGUGAUAAAAGAUGUGGCAUUACAGCCAGAAAUGAGCCAGGCUGGGACUACUACCAGGUUGGACCCUUAUUUUUCUCCAUUCUCACUUCAAAAGCCACAUACUGUAUUGUUCAUUGCGAUCCCUUGGGGAAAAGGGGGAAAUCUCACUAAAUAUUGAAUGGCCAUGAUUAAGUGACACAUACAUAAUUGGUUUAUACUCCUUGUAUUUUCACAAAAGUUCUCCAUUGCAGCAAUUUUUAAAUCUCUGUGAUAAGAAUAGGAUGGAAGAGGUAGGUAAAAUGGAAAGUUUCUUGUCUGUGAAGUUUGCUUUGUACUUUUCUGCUUUCUAGUAGUCUCAGUGUUUGGUACUGUCUCUUUCCAACCAGGAGGCAGCAAAGAAUCUGGAGCAACAAUGACUGAAAUCCAAAAUCCCUUUUAAAACCACUUUAAUAAGAAUGAACUUUUCUUUCCUCCGCCAAGCCACAAAUUUAGAGAUUUUAUCAUGUUCCAGGUCAUGGGUAGGCAAACUAAGGCCCGGGGGCCGGAUCCGGCCCAAUCGCCUUCUAAAUUUGGCCUGCGGAUGGUCCGGGAAUCAGCGUGUUUUUACAUGAGUAGAAUGUGUCCUUUUAUUUAAAAUGCAUGUCUGGGUUAUUUGUUGGGCAUAGGAAUUCGUUCUGCCCCCCCAAAAAAUAUAGUAUGCCCCCCACAAGGUCUGAGGGACAGUGGACCAGCCCCCUGCUGAAAAAAAUUGCUGACCCCUGUUCUAGGUGAUGCAGGGAUCAUUUUGCAGAAAUGAGUGCAACUAGCCAAAUGCUAUAUCCUAGGCUACUUUUAUUUUUUAUACAUAAAAACACGCCACCUACAUGCCUGGUUCAGUUUGGACUGAAGCUCUUGUUUGAAACAUGAAGUAUUGGAAAAGUGUAGUAGUCCUUACUCUUGCCUUUUAUACGCCACUCUCUACAUAUUCACAAAUUGAAUUGGGUGGCAAAAGCGCUUAGGAAAUCGGGAAUCCUGCAGUUUUCAAUCUAAUUUGGGAUUGUGUCUCCCAGCUUUUUAAAAUGGUUUUAUUUUUAUAUUUUUAACACACAAAGAUACAUGAUGUCUUUGAGGUGGUACCAAAUUAUCCAAAAGACUGAGAUGGAUCUCUAAUGUCCAAUAUUCUUGAUGAGCUGUUUUGUAUUUUUUUAAAAAACAAAACAAAACCUGGUAGAUCAAUAAUGGUUCCCAAUUGUCCAAAAAACAGAAUCCCUGUGGUAGUUUAUAGCAAGUGAUUUUUACUGUUAACUGACCUUUGCCAAACGGGAGCCAGUCCUUCAGAGGAGGCAAACUGACUUUUCCCAUAUUUUGUAAUCAGAAUAUACACUGUAACACAUAGAUAAUUUAGUAAAUAUUGAUGCUUUUAUAAUAUGUUGCCAAAAUAUUCCCAAUAACAUAAUUUCUGGUCUCAAAAGUAAUACUUGUAAAAAAAAAGUUAAAGCAAGAGGUUUCCAAAUGAUAGCUGUCAUUGGAAAGUAGUUAUCACAUACCGUAUUAGGAAUGCUGUUUUUUUUUAAUUGCCAUGUGAACAUCCCGAAGCUGCUAAUGCUACAAUCCUAAUUCAAUGGGACUUACUCCCAAGUAAGUGGGUAUAGUAUUGCAUCUUAAACGGCACAUCCUCUUUAAACUCCAUGGUGUUGAUACGAAAAAAUAAUAAAAAUUAUUUCCGGGUUGAAUAUCCACUGAGAUUUCUAAAGCCCCAACACAGAUUUCAACCUAGUCCCAAGUUAGAUCUAUUGAUUUAACUGGCCUUGUUCUGUGUGUGACUAAAAUUGGAUACCAUCCUAUAACAAUUUAUUGUAUAGUGAAAACGAUUUUAUAAACCCUUGGUGAAAACUUUCUGAGGUGUUGUCCUCAUAAUACAUCCUCAGGAGUUCUUCUACAUACUGGCAUGUUUCCAUUUGUUCCUUCAGAACCGGAUGUCAUUCAUGGAAUGUGUGGCUUUUUUCCUUUUAUGAUGAAAAUAAAAGUUAUCUGAAAGAAACGUCACAGAUGAAGGCAUUUUAAUGAAUUGUUUUAAGAACAGAAGAAUCUAGUUCCAGAACACAAUCAGCAAAGCUUGCAUUUGUGUCUGCAACAAGUGGAGCUACGUACAGCAGUGAUGGAGAACUAAUGCUUUAGGUCAUGCUAGACCUAUAGUCUGACUUAAAUGUAAGGCAACAUCGUAUGGUUAUCAGUUUAUAGAUAACUGGUUGUUUUUUACCAGCACACACACACACAAACCUAUCAAGCUGCACUCCAAUCCAGAAGUCCAAAACUUCCAUGGGUUCAUACAUCCUUUUUAAUAUAUUGGGGACGACGGAUGGACGGACGGACACACACACACUCGUCAUCACUUAUGACAGUGGGACCUAUGGAAGCAGUUUAAAAAUGACAAAUACAGAGGAAUCUUGGGGAGGGGGCUGGAUACAUCCUGUGGGCUGCAGGUUAGCUAUCCCUGCUACACAGCAUAGUAGUUUAAAUAAAUUAAAAGUUAUAUAUUCACAAUAACAAAUUGGCUUGAUCAAAGAUGCUAGUACUCAAUAUAGCUACAAUUUUGCUAAAAAUCCUUGUGUGUUUAGGACUGCAGCAUUAACUUGGUUUAUCCUCAGAAUAAGUGAGAGGGUAUCCUAGGUAUUUGUUUUUCCCACUGCAGCCAAUUAGUCCAUGGCAAGAGGUAGGACUUGAAUAUAGGCCUCUCACGUAUUAAGUCAAGUAGACAUUGCAGCAUGCUGUCUCUCUGUCCCCAUUCUUUUAAAUUUGUUGGACAGGCCCAAUCCUGAACCAUCUAUCCAGAAUGGAAGUGAAGAAGAGCAAAUAUUUGUAAAUGCCACCCCCUUAUUUUAUUUAGAAAUCAACUGUGACUUAUAGCUAUCAAAGCAAUAAAGACAGUAAUAAAAAACAUAAGAGCAGGUAAAAAUGAGUUUAUAAGCAGGUAGCUCAAGGCUUUAGCAUGAACCUAAAAGGUUUAUUCAAAAGUAACCUCCAUUAAGUUCAAUAGGGUUUACUGCCAGCUGUGUGUGUAGGAUUAUAGCCUCGACCACAUGAACAUGAAAAGGUCUAUGCUACAUCUAAAAUGAAAAUACUGGUUUUGAAAUAAGUCUCAUGUUUGCUUUAAAUGCCAAUGAGUUUUUCCCUCUUCCUUUGCCAAGUUAGCCAGGCCCACUUUUGCAUGUAACCUCAAAAUUUGGAAUUGGUUCCCUUUGGAGAAAUCAUGAUUUCAAACUCAAAACUCAUUGAAGCUCUGGAGUUCCGAAUGCAGAUUUAUCAGUGCACUAGAAGUUUGUUGAAUUCACAGCUUUUAUGGUUUUGAAAUGAGAUCGAAAUGUUGUCAACAACGUCUUGUAAACCUCGUUUCGCGCAACGGUGCCCAUGUAAACAAUAUUCAUUGAAAGUUUCCUGACUUUCAAAGUCGCAUCUGAAGUAUCUGCCAGUCCUAGGGGAAGUGCAUGUUUUCACGAGCCAAAGCAGCCUCUUCUCAUUCAUAAGCGC
This is a messenger RNA of Zootoca vivipara (common lizard), 11967 nucleotides long. Lineage: Eukaryota; Metazoa; Chordata; Lepidosauria; Squamata; Lacertidae. The record is from RefSeq and is a predicted model, not a curated record.